Messenger RNA from Menidia menidia (Atlantic silverside), 1095 nucleotides. The record is from the annotation of a GenBank genome assembly. Lineage: Eukaryota; Metazoa; Chordata; Actinopteri; Atheriniformes; Atherinopsidae.
UUCUACAUCUUUGACAAAAGGCAACACCAAAACACACCCACACACUGGCAAUGUAGUCAGAAGAGUUAGCACACUCAUUUCCUUUGUACACAACACACCCGUCAGUCUGGCAGUUGCAUAUGGGCGUGCAUGUGCACUAUAGGUGACAGCCCGCUUGUAACCAAGGUUGAGGGAUGAAAGCUCAAUGGUGGAGCUGCGUGUUGGGGUUGCUCUGCAUGCCUGCAGAGGUAAUGCUCGACAACUGGGCCGCUUCUCAACACCCGUCUACCACUUCUCAUGUGCGGGUCAACUCAUCUCUUGAAAUUACAUGCUCCACAUCUUUAUCAAAACCCAUUGGACUCACCCUUCACAGGCUAUUCAAGAACAACCAGAACAUCGUGUACCUGCAUUUUAAAAAUGAAAAAAACCCCAAAAUUACAACAAGUAAAAUUUAUAACGACAGAGUAACUGUACUUAAAGCGGAGGACAGUCUGGUCUCAGUGCAGCUGUCUUGGCUGCAAUUGGACGACACAGACCUGUAUUACUGCCGCUGGACUUUUCUGAAUACACCUACCCUGGUCAAACUGGAAAGCAAUGGCACCGUCAUAAUUGUCAGAGAGAGUGGCCCCAAAGACCAAUGCAGGGACCUCACUUUGGAUCUGACUUUGAUAUGCCUGAGUGUGACAGCACUUACUGUAACUGCAUUCCUAUUUAUCGGUGCGCUGAUCCUCAAGUGCAACAAAUUUAAAGAGCACUUCAAACCAGCCAGAGCUCUGACACCUCCCAGACCUGAAAGACCUCAGCUCCUCUGUGGUUGUCAGCAACCCCAGUACCGUCCGUACUUAAUGACAUGAAGAUCUUUAUCAUCAACCUUUCACUGCUUGCAAUGCUGCCUGUCAUUUCCUCGUAUAUACAAAUGAGUGUUUUUGACUGCAUAAAGUGUUUGAGGUACCACAUCCUGGUUGAUUUUGUGCUGUACAGGCAUGAAUUGUGUGAUUUUUGUCAGUGAAAAAAAAAACUGCUGUGCAAGCUUUUAAUGUAUGGCUUUGGCUUAACAAACGUUGUUUCGGUGUUGAUUUGAUGUCAGAAAAAUAUAUAAAUUAACCUUGACCACAC